UUGUGCAGAGCCCGCAUUGCUUCACAAUCCUUCGCCUCGACAGCGGCAAAGAAAACGUUUGUGGAAGAUGAGUGCGUCAUACAGCGCUUCUUGGCGACGAGGCAAUCCACGCCUGCUGCUGCUGCUCCUCUGCACGAUCUGGUCAACUCCUGGGCUCCUGGUGCAAGCCAAGGUGCACUACCACAAAUGGGAUAUCUCGUAUAAGUUCAAGUCGCCGGAUUGCUUCAAGAAGCUAGCCGUCACCAUCAAUGGCCAGACGCCCGGCCCAACCAUCAACGCCCAGCAGGGCGACACCAUCGUCGUUCGAGUUAAGAACAGCUUGCUCACCGAGAACGUCGCCAUUCACUGGCAUGGCAUCCGUCAGAUCGGCACGCCUUGGUUCGAUGGGACCGAAGGAGUCACGCAGUGUCCGAUCGUCGCCGGAGACACUUUCGUCUACAGAUUUGUCGUCGACAGACCUGGUACUUACCUCUACCAUGCCCACUACGGGAUGCAAAGGUCGGCAGGGCUUUACGGCCUGAUCCGAGUGGCGGUGCCGGACGGCGUCGUCGAGCCAUUCGCCUACGACUACGAUCGGAGCAUCAUUCUCAACGAUUGGUGGCACAAUAGCACCUAUGAGCAGGCCACCGGUCUUGCUUCCAUCCCCUUUGUUUGGGUUGGCGAGCCUCAGUCUUUGCUGAUCAAUGGAAGAGGGAAAUUCAACUGCUCCCUCGCCGGACCAACCGCGGUCUGCAAUGCUACCAACCCCGAGUGCUCGCCCUACGUGCUCACCGUCGUGCCCGGAAAGACUUACCGUCUCCGAAUCGCAAGCAUCACCUCCCUCUCGGCUCUCAACUUCGAAAUCGAGGGGCACAACAUGACCGUGGUUGAAGCUGACGGUCACUAUGUCAAGCCCUUCGUCAUCAAGAACCUCAACAUCUACUCCGGCGAGACGUACUCGGUCCUCUUCACGGCCGAUCGAGACCCUUCUCGCAACUACUGGCUCGCCAUGAACGUGAUCAGUCGGAAGCCGGGAACCCCCACCGGGACGGCCGUCCUCAAUUACUACCCGAAUCACCCGAGAAAGUCCCCUCCCACCUCCCCCCCGGUCGGUCCUCCGUGGGACGACGCCGCGUACAGGUUCAACCAGAGCCACGCCAUCCGAUCCCAUCCCGAUUACGUCCACCCUCCUCCGCUCACCUCCGAUCGCAUGAUCAUCCUGCUCAACACGCAGAACAGGGUCGAUGGCUACACCCGAUGGUCCCUCAACAAUGUAUCCUUCAACAUGCCCCACACGCCGUACCUCAUCGCCCUAAAGGAGAACUUGCGCCAUGUGUUCGACCAAAGGCCGGCGCCGGAGACGUACGAUUACAGGAACUACGACAUCCACAGUGUCCCCGAGAACCACAACGCCACCAUCGGGACUUCGAUCUACCGGUUGGACUUCAACUCGACGGUCGAUGUGAUUCUGCAGAACGCCAACAUGAUUGAGGCCAACAAGAGCGAGACGCACCCGUGGCACCUGCACGGCCAUGAUUUCUGGGUGUUGGGCUACGGGUCGGGGAAGUUCGACCCGGAGGUCCAUCCCAAGGAGUACAACCUGGUGGAUCCCAUCAUGAAGAACACGGUGCCACUGCACUAUUACGGGUGGACGGCGAUCCGGUUCCGGGCCGACAACCCGGGAGCGUGGGCGUUCCACUGCCACAUCGAGUCGCAUUUCUUCAUGGGCAUGGGGAUUGUGUUCGAGGAGGGCAUCGACAGGGUCGGCGAGCUGCCCACCUCCAUCAUGGGCUGUGGCGAUUCCAAGUCCUUGAGGGGCCCUUAAGCCGUUCUCAUACGGCUCGUAAAUAUAUCGAUCAGGGCCACGCGCGCAUCUAAAAGAACACCCACAACAACUUCAGGAUCCUCUCCUCUACGUGUCCAUUCCCGCAUAUCUUCAUUUGUUUUGUACCAUAGAAUUGAUGGGUCAUUAUUGUGAUUAUUAUUAUUGUUUUUUCUCUUGAA
This is a messenger RNA of Musa acuminata AAA Group (dessert banana), 1983 nucleotides long. Its product is annotated as L-ascorbate oxidase. Lineage: Eukaryota; Viridiplantae; Streptophyta; Magnoliopsida; Zingiberales; Musaceae. The transcript is spliced from 5 exons. Gene Ontology annotation, cellular component: extracellular region. Gene Ontology annotation, molecular function: oxidoreductase activity; copper ion binding. The record is from RefSeq and is a predicted model, not a curated record. Bases 68 to 1804 code for a protein of 578 amino acids.